AUGGCGCAGGUCCAGAUGCAGGAACUGCUCGUCAGUGCCUCUCUCGUGGGCAAAAUCGACAAGCUCCGUGAGAUCAAUGUCGGCAAGCAUGUUCCGCUACCCCAGCUGGUCGUGGUAGGCGACCAGAGCUCGGGCAAGUCCUCGCUCCUCGAGAGCCUGACGGGCAUCCCGUUCCCGAGGGAUGUGGAGCUCUGCACGCGCUUCGCAACACAGAUCACGCAGCGUCGCGACGACAUCUCUCGCGUCGAGGUCAGCAUCAUCCCCGGGCCCAAUGCGUCCGAGGCGCAUAGGAAGCACGUAGAGGGGUACCGGACGGACGGGCUGUCCCCCGAUGACUUCCGUGCCAAGUUCCCAACUGUCUUGCAAGAGGUCAACGUGAGAAUGGGUAUUCAGAUGGGCCGUAGACCCGACUCGGGCUACGCAACGGACGAGUAUGCGUCCGACGGUGACGCUUCUAACGGGGAUACCACUGCGGCAGCGCCGGCCGCAAAGCAGGCGGGUGCACAAGGAGGCAGCGUGUUCAGUGAGGACGUGCUCAAGAUCGAGAUCUGCGGUCCGUCGGUCGACUACCUGACCGUGAUCGACGUUCCGGGCAUUUUCCGCACGCCGACACCGGGGAUGACGACGGCGGAGGACAUGGCCAUGGUCAGGAGGAUGGUACGCUCGUACAUCCAGGACAGCCGGACCGUCAUCCUGGCCGUGCUCCCCAGCAACGUCGACGUCUCCACCCAGGAGAUCCUGACCAUUGCGGAGGAGUACGACCCCAAGGGGGAGCGCACACUGGGCAUCCUGACGAAGCCCGACCUCGUAGUCGAGGCGAGCGCCAAGGAAGCGGUCUGCAACAUUGUGCGCGGGAAAAGGAAGAAGCUCACGCUGGGGUACUACCUGGUCAGAGGCCGCGGCGCGGACCAGGGCGACUCGGACUUUGCCCGACGCGAGGACUUGUUCAAAGAGAAGCCGUGGAACACCCUCCCCCCCGAGCGGGUGGGCAUCCGGGCACUCAAGGCGCGUCUGGCGGAGCUCUUGGGGCACAUAGCCCGGCGUGAGUUCCCGAAGUUGCGAAAGGACAUUGGCGACAUGCUCCAGGCUGCGGAACGGGAGAUGACGGCGCUCGGCCCGUCGAGGAGGGACGAGCACGAGCAGCGGCGGUUCCUGAGUGGUAUUGCGGGCAGGUUUCAGGAACUCGUGAGGCAGACGCUCGAAGCGCAGUACGCGGGCGAGAGCGCGUUCGAGAACUCGACAGAGCUCCGGCUCGUGACGCAGAUUGUCAACCUCGCCGACGAGUUUAAUCAGGAGUUCGAGGAUAAGUCGGUUCUUCGCCGGUUCCAGGACACCAUGGACGAGGAAGAAGAUGACGAGGCCGGGCGCUGGCAGAGCAAGACUGGGACAAACGCCAUCCUGGAGUUUGCGCAACACAUCGACCCGGAAGACUUCCCCGAGCUGGAGCGUAUCAUCAGCUCCGACUUCGACGUGGACGAGCCGGACGACGACAUCAUCUACUGGCUCGGCGAGCUGUAUGCGCGGUCGCGAGCGAUGGAGCUGGGCAGCUUCAGCAGCGCCGUGUGGGCGAGCGCGUGGAGGGAGCAGUCGAGCAAGUGGCCGAACUUGAGCAAGGCGUUCAUGAGCCGGGUCGUGGUGGCCAUCCACCGGUUCAUCAUGGCGGCGCUCCGAGAAGCCUGCCCGGACCCCAACGUACGCGAGGAGCUGUGGUCGGCCAUGCUCGAGGAGCUGCUGCGGCGUUACCAGGAGGGCAUGGCCCAGGCCGAGCUCCUCGUGUCGGCGGAGCGGGACACCAAGCCGUACACGUUGGACCACCACUUUAACGAGAGGCGGCAGCGGUCCCGCGGCAACCGCAUCGCGGACCGUCUGUAUCACCUCUCGGUCAAGGACGAUGGCAAGAGGUGGGUGACGGUGGACCAGGUUCAAAACUCGACCGAGAAGAUGUCGAACAAAGACGACGUGAUCGAGAAGCUGCACGACGACCUCGGCGCUUACUACGAGAUCGCGCAGAAGCGGUUCGUCGAUAACCUGCUCAACCAGGCGGUCAACUACCGGCUGCUCUUCGGGCCCCGCACGCCGCUCCGCGUCUUGAACCACGAUUGGGUUAUCGGGCUGAGGGCAGAUGAGCUGGAAGCGAUCGCGGGCGAGUCGCCGAGCAAUAAAGAAUGCUCCGCCACUGUGACGACGGCAGCAUCAAUGUCAGCCCUUUCCAAUGGCGUCGCCAGUACCACAGCAAUCAAGAUGUCUGCCGUCAAUAACAGCAACGGCAGCAGCAGCAACAGCAACAGCGGUAGCAGCAACAACAGGAGCAGCAUACCGUCUCGUACCCGCGCCGCCACCAUGACCACCACCGCCGCCGCCGCCGCCGCCGCCGCCACCGCUACCGCUACAGCAGCCUCGAGAAAGGACGAUGCUGACCCCUCCGCCGCCCUCCGCGCCGCCACCACCCCCUCCGAGAUCCGCGCCGCCCUCUCGGCCCUCCACGCCCGCGAAUCCGCACUCACCGCCCGCCUCGACGCGCUCGUCUCCGCACAGGCCGACCUCGCCCGCUCGCUCUCCCGCCUCGACAACCUGCGCGCCGGCCUGGGCGCCCAGCUGCUCGCGGUGCGCAACAUCUCCAACACCAUGCUGUCGCCCGCCGCCGACACGGCCGCCCGCCUGUCGGGCCGCGUGCGCGCCCUCGACCUCGAGAAGCAGCGGGUCGAGGACACGCUGCGGGUGGUCGAGCAGGUCGCCGAGCUCAAGGCCUGCGUCGCCGGCGUCGUCGGCAGCAUGGGCGCCCCCCAGGACUGGGAGGCCGCGGCUGGCUACAUCAGCCGCGCCUCUCGCGUGCCCGACGCCAUCGUCCGCGGCGGGUUCGCCGCCGCCGUCGUCCCCACCGUCGAGGUCCCCGACCCCCCCUGGGUCACGCUCGAGCAGGCCCGCGAGAGCCUAUGCGCCCUGUUCCUGCGCGAGUUCAAGAAGGCCGCCGCCGAGAACGACGCCGCCAAGGUCACCCGCUUCUUCAAGCUCUUCCCCCUCAUCGGGAGGGGCGACGUCGGCCUCGACGUCUACGGCCAAUACGUCUGCCAGGGCGUCGCCGGCGAAGCCCGCGCCUCCCUUAGGGAAGGGGCGUCCGGCCCCGGCGGCGGGCCCGGCCGGAAAGACGGCGUCUUCUACGCCAACGCGCUCACCAGGCUGUUCGACCACAUCGCGCGCAUCGUCGAGGCCCACGGCGGCCUGGUUGAGAGGCACUACGGCACGGGCAAGAUGGUCAAGGUCAUCGAGCGCCUGCAGAUGGAGGCCGACGUCCAGGGCGGCAUCAUCCUCGACUCUUGGAGCGACGACAGGACCAUCGACCGGCGCCUGACCGACGUCAAGAGCUACCCUUUUACUUUCUUGGUCCAGAGCUACCUGCCCCAGCGGGGCUUUGGAGGGACCCCACGGGUCAACUCUCCGGCGGCUGGUGGUGGUGGUGGUGGUAGUAGUGGUGGCGCCGCCGGCAAUGACGCGCGCAAUAGCGAAGACGAGGGCGUCAACACCAAAGAGGUGGACGCGCUGCUGGUCGAGAUCGCCGUCAUGCUCGAGAAGUGGUCCGUCUACUCGCGGUUCCUCGCCGCCAAGUGCAGGGACCCUACCUCUCCCGACGACGCGCCGCUCACCCUCCCCGACCUCCUUGUCAAAUCCAACCUCAGCCGUAAGGUUGCCGGCAAGCUCAUCGAGCCGUACAACACGCUGGCGACCUUCUUCUUCCGCCGGUCCGUCGAGAAAGCGUUCCAGCUGGACGAGUCCCCGGCCGGUCUGUCGUUGAACAUGAGCAAGCCGAUAGACAGCAACCCGCCAUACAUCAUCUCGGCCGUCGACGUCGUCAUGUACAUUGUCAACACCAUCAUCCGCAGGUCCAUCUCGACGUCCCAGCGAGCCGUCGUCGACUCGGCCGUUGGUGCGAUAUCCAGCAUCCUCGGGUCCAACUUUGUCGGCAUGAUCCAGCGCAGGAUGCGUCACGAGUCCUACCCGAAACCCGCGGUCCAGGGCAACCUCCCGCCCGAGCACCUCAUCGUCUCCUUCAUCGUCCUCAUCAACAGCCUCGACAUGGCCAACGAGUACCUCGCCCGCAUCGUCUCCAACAUCCUCGAACCCGCGGACCAGCACCAGCACCAGCACCAGCACCAGCCCAACGGAGCGCCGGGCCACCGGGCCGGCCCCCUCCGAGACGCAUUCCCCUUCCACAACGACGCGGCCGAGGUCGCCGCCCGCCUGGCCAGCCUCAACACCUCCUUCUCCUCCGUGUCGACCGAGCUGCUCACCGAGGGCGUCCGGGUCCUCUUCAGCCAGGUGGUCAAGCCGCGGCUGCGGCCGGUGCUGACGGACGCCUUCCGGGACGCCGACUACGCACUCAACGAGGACGAGCUGGCGGAGCUGGCGGCGCAGACGGACCGGACCGAGGACGAGCUGCUGGAGCAGGUGGCGCGCACGUUCGAGCGCGGCUGGGACGCGCUGAUGCGGCCGCUCGCCCGCCUCAUGACGCCCCGCACCUACGCCGCCCUGCUCGAGCUGACGGCCGACCACCUGGCCCGCGUGCUCGAGAAGCGCGCGUGGAGCUACGCCGGCGGCCGCACCAGCCCCUACGGCGCCAUCCGCAUGGAGCGCGACUUCAGCGGCAUCGUCCUCAUGGUCGCCAACAUGGAGGACGAGGAGUGGGACGAGCUGAUGGCCGAGCACGGCCUGGACGACGGCGGUAUGGAGUGGGUCCUGACCGAGGAGGAGAGGAGGAGGGCCAGGACCAUUGUCAAGAGCUACUAA
Messenger RNA from Thermothelomyces thermophilus ATCC 42464, 4782 nucleotides. RefSeq lists its product as uncharacterized. Bases 1 to 4782 code for a protein of 1593 amino acids. Lineage: Eukaryota; Fungi; Ascomycota; Sordariomycetes; Sordariales; Chaetomiaceae. The record is from RefSeq and is a predicted model, not a curated record. The transcript has 6 exons. Gene Ontology annotation, molecular function: GTP binding; GTPase activity.